Aphidius gifuensis is the source of this 1938-nucleotide messenger RNA. It is a transcript of the gene Nup62, whose product is annotated as nuclear pore glycoprotein p62. NCBI's taxonomy places the organism in Eukaryota, Metazoa, Arthropoda, Insecta, Hymenoptera, Braconidae. Bases 280 to 1815 code for a protein of 511 amino acids. Gene Ontology annotation, cellular component: nuclear pore; nuclear pore central transport channel. Gene Ontology annotation, biological process: RNA export from nucleus; protein import into nucleus. Gene Ontology annotation, molecular function: structural constituent of nuclear pore; phospholipid binding. The record is from RefSeq and is a predicted model, not a curated record. The transcript is spliced from 3 exons.
ACCUUUAACUGUGUGAGUGUCAGAGUGUGUGUCACUGUUGUGUCACGUUGAGUUGUUCAUAUUUUAAGAUUAAAUAAGACGCAUAUAAUAAUAUUUAUUAAUAUACAAAUAAUCUAAAUAAAAAAACAUUAAAAAAUAUAAACAACGUGUAUUAAAUAGUCAGUGUAAAAAAAAUAAAUUUAUAAAUUUAUCAAAAUAUAUUAAUACAAAAUUUAAAUUUAUAAUUUUUGAGGUUAUAUUCAGUUGUAUACAUUUGUUAAUUGAAUAAUAAUUAUAAAAAUGAAUUUUUCUGAUCCCUCAAAAACUGGUCAACCAGGUGGAAUACAAUCCACAACACCAGGAUUUGGAGCUGGUACAAAUGAUCCAAAUAAACCACUUGGUGCAUUUUCUAUGCCUUCAAUGCAAAAUCAAGCAAAACCUGGUGGUUUUACAUUGGGUUCAACACCAGCACCGGCAUUUGGUUCAACACCAGCACCAACAUUUGGUUCAUUAGGCACACCAGCAACAUCAACACCUGGAGCUUUGUCAUUUGGUGCUACACCAAUGAAUCAACCAUCUACACUUUCAUUUGGCACAACACCAGCAGCAUCAACUGGUGGUAUAUCAUUUGGCAUGAAUACAAAUACACCAGCAACAAGUUUUGGAGCAAUGAAAAUGCCAAGUUUAACAACAGCAACACCAAAUACAGCACAAGGCGGAUUGUCAUUUGGUACACCAAAAACAUCAACAACAAGUGGUUUUACACUUGGUGGUACAACAACAAAUACUGGUACAACUCCAGCACCAGCAUUUGGCUCUUUACCAACACCAGCAUCAACUGGUUUUACACUUGGUGGUGGUGCAACACUAACAACAACAAAUCCACCAGCCCCAGCAGCAACAACUGGUGGUGGUAUUAGUUUUGGUAUGACAAAUACAUCAAUAGCACCAACAAGUAUACCAUCAACUGGUUUAACAUUAAGUACACCAGCUUCAAUUGCUCCAACAUCUGCUACAUCUGGAUUUAGUUUAUUAUCAAAUACAACAACAACAACAGCAGCAGCAACAACAACAACCACAACAACUUCUGCAACACUUGGAUUUUCUUUGACUGGUAAUACUGCAUCAACAGCAGCUUCAACUGGAUUUACAACAAGUACUGCAGCUGUUACUUUACCAAGUACUGCUAAUACUGCACCACCACCAACAACACUUGGAAAUGUUACAACUGUUACACCAUCAUCAAAUAGUGGACAAAGUAAUUCAAUAAAUUUUUGUCAACUUGAAGAAUCAAUAAAUAAAUGGACACUUGAAUUAGAAGAACAAGAAAGAGCAUUUGUUAAUCAAGCCACACAAAUAAAUGCAUGGGAUAAAUUAUUAAUAGCAAAUGGUGAAAAAAUUGUAACAUUAAAUGAAGAAGUUGAACGUGUUAAAGUUGAACAACAAAAAUUAGAACAUGAACUUGAUUAUGUUGUUGGACAACAAAAAGAACUUCAAGAUUGUCUUAUACCACUUGAAAAAGAAAAUUCAUCAUUAUCAGUAUCUGAUUCAGAGCGUGUUUCAACAUAUAGAUUAGCUGAAAAUCUUGAUACACAAUUAAAACAAAUGUCAGAAGAUUUAAAAGAAAUUAUUGAACAUUUAAAUGAAGCUAAUCGUGGACAAGAUUCAAGUGAUCCAAUGGUACAAAUUGGUAAAAUUUUAAAUGCACAUAUGAAUAGUUUACAAUGGCUUGAUCAAAAAACAUCAAUAAUUGGACAAAAAAUUCAACAAAUUGAUCAAUUACAUCAAAAUUAUCGUCAAGAAAAUGAAAGAAGUUUUAGUCUUGCAUAUAAUUAAUUACAAAAACUCCAAAAUCUAGUUUAUAACAUCAAUCUUGUAUUUUAAAUAAAUAAAUUUUUCUUUUUUUUUUUACUUAUUAAAUAUUAAAAUAUAUAAAAUUUAUUUAAAAACUAAUACCUG